Peromyscus maniculatus bairdii (prairie deer mouse) is the source of this 2407-nucleotide messenger RNA. It is a transcript of the gene Scfd2, whose product is annotated as sec1 family domain containing 2. Gene Ontology annotation, biological process: vesicle-mediated transport. The record is from RefSeq and is a predicted model, not a curated record. Lineage: Eukaryota; Metazoa; Chordata; Mammalia; Rodentia; Cricetidae.
ACGCGUCAGAGACUGGCCCACGUGUACUGUGUUGACUGUCAAAAGUCUCAAGGUACCCGGGAUCCGGAAGUUCUGAGUUCUGACCGAAGUUCUGCCCACCAGCCGGCACAUCGCCCCCCGGCCAGCCGGCAAGUACCGAACCAUGAGCGCCGCGGGCGUCCUGUCUUUCGCCCAGCAAGGCUGGGAGCAGGUGCUGGCCAAAGUGAAGUGGUCCGUGGUCUACCUGGACGCCGCCUGCGCCGAGAGCCUGCACUGGAGCUGCGGAUCAAGCCGGCUUCUGGAGGCGGUGAAGGGUCCAGCGUGCCACCUGAGGGAAUUUGAGCCCCAGGCAAUUGGCGGUGGAGCCCAGCAGCCCCGGGCGGUGUUCGUGUUGAGCUGCCUGCUGAAAGGCCGGACGGUAGACACCCUGCGAGACAUCGUUCGCCGCAGUCACUUUCAGCACUGUGUGGUGGUCACAGCCGUGAGCCACGCAGUCCACCUCACUGCUAACCACGUACCGGCGGCUGCAGCGGCCGAGCUAGAGGGGCAGCAGCCGGUGUUCGAACAGCUGGAGGAGAAGCUUUGCGAGUGGAUGGGCAACGUGAACUACACGGCCGAGGUGCUGCACGUCCCUUUGUUGCUCGCCCCUGCUGCUCCCCACCUGGCCUUUACUCCUGCCUUUGCUACCCUUUUCCCACUGCUACCUCGGGAUGUACAUCUCCUUAAUAGUGCCAGACCCGACAAGAGGAGGCUGAUCAACUUGGGUGAAGUGGAUGCCGCUGCCCUGACCCCUGAGCUGCUGCUGCACAUCAGAUGCCUGGUGUCGGGCCUCAGUUCUCUGUGUGAGCAUCUAGGCGUACGCGAGGAGUGUUUCGCUGUGGGUUCCCUCAGUCGGGUCAUCGCUACAGAUCUGGCAAAUUAUGCCCCUGCCAAGAACAGGAAGAAGACUGCUACAGGCAGGGCGUCCGUGGUCUUUGUGGAUCGAACUCUGGAUCUCACAGGAGCAGUUGGACAUCAUGGAGACAACUUUGUGGAGAAGAUCAUCUCAGUGCUACCACAGCUACCAGGCCACACCAACGAUGUGAUGGUCAACAUGGCAGAGCUCACCGCUGUCCAGGCCAUAGAGGGAAACCAGAAUGUGAUUGCACCAGGCUGCCUUGCACAAUCCAAUGACGUCUCAGCCCAGGCCCUGUGGGAAGCCUUACUGAACACCAAGCACAAGGAGGCCGUGAUGGAAGUUCGGAGACAUCUAGUGGAAGCAGCCAGCAGAGAAAACCUGCCCAUCAAGAUGAGUAUGGGGAGAGUCACACCAGGGCAGCUCAUGUCCUAUAUUCAACUCUUCAAGAACAACCUCAAAGCUCUUACAAAUCACUGUGGGCUCCUACAGCUUGGGAUGGCCACAGUUCAAACUCUGAAACACCCACAGACUGCCAAGUGGGAUAACUUUCUGGCAUUCGAAAGGCUCCUUCUACAGAGCCUUGGGGAUUCAACCAGGACUGGGGUGCUCAAUCAGCUGCUCCCUAUGAUCAAGUCCCCGAGCCAGAGAAGCAGCGAUGAUUACGGCCCCGAGGAACUGCUAAUCCUCCUCAUAUACAUCUACUCUGUCACCGGAGAGCUCACGGUGGACAAAGACCUGAGCGAAGCUGAGGAAAGGGUGAAGAAGGCCUUGGCCCAUGUCCUCUCCGAGGAGUCGGAGCUGUCGCCUUUGCUGCAGAAAAUCACAGGCUGUGACUCUGCAAUUAACCUGACAUUUCCCAAAUCUCAAGUUGCUGUGAAUGAUGUCUUCACAUCUCUCCAAGAGAUUGCCGGAGCUAGAACUCUCAUGAAGCAGUUUAAGUCUGUGUAUGUCCCUGGAAAUCAUACCCAUCAGGCAUCCUAUAAGCCACUGUUGAAGCAGGUUGUAGAGGAAAUAUUUAAUCCUGAGAAGCCAGAUCCCGUUGACAUUGAACAUACGUCCUCAGGCCUCACUGAUCUCCUUAAAACUGGAUUCAGCAUGUUCAUGAAGGUGAGCCGGCCCCAUCCCAGUGACCAUCCCCUCUUGAUUCUCUUUGUGGUGGGCGGCGUCACAAUCUCUGAAGCCAAAAUGGUCAAAGACCUUGUAGCAUCUCUGAAGCCGGGAACCCAGGUGAUCGUGCUGUCCACAAGACUCCUGAAGCCACUUAACAUUCCUGAGCUGCUCUUUGCCACUGACCGGCUGCACCCAGACCUUGGCUUCUGACAUCUAAGAGAAGAUAAGACCUGUGUGAGCUGGAAAUACCAAUACCCAUCUGUCACCAUUCCAGAUAUGCCUCCAAAGCCAGUGUCCCCGUUACUAAUUAUAGGAAUGACUUAAUUCUACCAGAGAGGGCUUCAUAACCAGGCAGAAGACCGCUUGUUUGGACGUCUCUUGUUCUUCCAGUGCAAAAUAAAGACUGGAGUGUUCACCCUU